Molecule: messenger RNA, 1918 nt
Organism: Xyrauchen texanus (razorback sucker)
Lineage: Eukaryota; Metazoa; Chordata; Actinopteri; Cypriniformes; Catostomidae
Product: tectonic-3-like
Exons: 14
Coding region: 125-1918 (597 amino acids)
Biological process (GO): cilium assembly; smoothened signaling pathway
Source: RefSeq, a predicted model, not a curated record
GACGCUUAUAGUUGUUGACAUAUGUUUCUUCGAGUGUGCCGUGUAUAUUUUAUGCUGGUUUGUGUUUAUAAAAUGAUAAAUAUAAUACAAAUGGCUUUCUAUACAUCUUUCUGACGUUGAGUGCAUGGCUAUUAAUAUUAAAAACCACCUGGAAUUAACAGAUAUUCUUUCACAAAUGACAACUCGUGUCUUCUGUCGUGUUUUGAUUCUUUUCGCGGUUUUUUAUCCUAAAUCGACGCAUUGUCAGAGUUUCAGUGAUCCGACAGCAGUGACUGAUUCUAUGAACACUACGCAGACCUUCACUGAUCAGACGAGCACCGAUCGGAGUCAAUACCCCUUCACAUUUACUGACAAGCCACCUACAACCUCUAACCAGUUACCAUUAAUAACAGCAGCAGCGACGGAUCCAUCUGUGACCGCAGCUCUCACAACAGAUUCUGUUCUGCGCAUUAAUGCCACAAUACUGCCCAUCACAAACCUGACGGACUGUCCCUGUGAUGUCACUCCUGAUUUUUGUGACAUUGGCUGCUGUUGUGAUGUCAUCGACUGCGGUCUCCUCAACCUCAGCUCUGUGUUUAACGGCUGCAGUCAGGACACAAGGUCUGGCGUGUGUCUUGAGAGCUGGCUGAUGUUCAGAGCCAACAUCGAUCCAGCGCUAGUUACACUCAAGGGAAACCUGUUUUGUGUUCAGAGAGAAGAGGAAUUGCAGUCAGGCACUCAGACUUCUUCUGCUGUCUCUCAAUCCAGUCCUCUCUAUCCACUUUCAGUGAGAGAUCCUACAGCCUUCAACAGGCACAAAUACAAUUUUUACAAGGUUGAUGACAUCAUUCUGACCUAUUACAACAGCACGUCCAUAGUGAGCACACUGAGACAGCCGUCACCGGGUCCAGCUACAUCCACCUGUGUCAACCGCAAUCCUGCAAGGUUCUUGCGCUCUAGUUCUCUGUCCUGCUCUCGUAUGGUGACUGCUCGCUCUUGUGUGGAUGACAGCAGUUUGAACGCUCAAAACUAUUACACUGAUUUUAGCAUACUGAAGGUUCCCAGGGCCCAAAUGGAGAACAGGGCAGAACUGAUCCCAUUGUCUACAGUGCGUGACUGGCCUGAACCGCAUGAACAGAUCGGCUUAUGUCUGAAUGUGGUGUCAAAGGUGGAGUAUGCAAUCAAGUACACCGGCAAAGGAGAGAUCGUACAGGCCACAGUGAACAUAGAACUGAUGAACACAAGUACAGAUACACAGCUACUGCAAAAGCAUACAGUUGUAUUUGAGUUGGCCACACCCACUCCCCCAGUGGCUACACCCACACCGUCAUUAUUUCCAGAAGGGCUGAAACCCGGUUCGCCAGUAAUUGGCUGGUUUGCUGAAAAAGCGCAACCUCUGACAGUUAUGGGCUUGUCUGAGGAUGGAGGGUGUUCAGCAGGGCUCACUACUCGGCCCGCUGUUCUUUUCAAGCAAAAUACUAUGACUGGCUGCACCUUCAGGUCCUCAUCCAGUGAAUGUGCUGUGCUAAGAGCUGAGCUGCUGGGGGUUUUAACAGGAGCUGCAGUGCCUGAUCUGCUCAGUAUGACUGCAGGCUCUCAGACAGACAGGACUCAGGUCAUAACAGAGGACUGCUCAGUGCCGGCUUCAGGGGAGGUAUGUGAAACAUGCUGUCUGCUGCCCGUCUCUUUAUCAGUGCGAGUGCUCUGGGCUCAGACGGGCCUCAGGGCUCUCCCACAGAACCACAUCCUGGGGGCCAAAUACAUCUUCAGCUGUCAGAGACUAAAGUGUCCCCUCCGUUCUUUUGUGCCAGUGACCAUUGACGUGACGUUCUCUGAAGCUACAGUUUACCCAGAAUCCCCACGUGGGGAACCACAGCCUGAGUGGAAGUUUCCAUUUGAUUUUUUCUCCAGAGGGGCCGGAGAGUUUGAUCAAGAGUAA